Molecule: messenger RNA, 996 nt
Organism: Peronospora matthiolae
Lineage: Eukaryota; Oomycota; Peronosporomycetes; Peronosporales; Peronosporaceae
Source: the annotation of a GenBank genome assembly
AUGAAUAUGUUGGAUGAUGAAAAUGACCAAAGCUUUCACGCUACGCGUGACGGCUACUCCCAUUUGAGCGAUGUCGAAUGGGAUGCGGUUGAACGAAUGGGUUCGACCAUGGGCAUCCAUGCUGUUAGCGUCAUGCUAGAGGCUCUCAAUAGAGAUGCCCAACAUGCUACUAUCGCCAAGUUCAUUCAAAAUGAACUUGACGCAGAACGCGAGAAAGGGGUCGAAGAAGACUCCCUCUUGAGAUGGUUCGUCGAAUUGGAUGACGCCAUAAGGGCGCGUCGCAUCGACGACGGGGAUAUGCAAGUUGCAUUUGCCCAGUCAAAUCUGGCAGGACGUGCCAAGACUUGGGCACUGGGGCUCAAGCUGCACGACCCAUAUGCGUUUGGGUCGUUGGAAGUCUUCAAGUCGCGGCUCAGACAAACGUUUGAACCGCCUAGAGCUGAGUUCAGAGCUCGAACCGAACUCUUGAAGCUCAAGCAGGGUAAGCGUGAUGUGCACGCUUACGCUCAACAUAUACGACAUCUCACGAGUUGUAUAAGUUCCAAUCCGGUGGAUGAACACACGUUGGUUUCGGUGUUCAUGCAGGGUCUUGCGGAUGGUCCCGUCAAGACUCACCUGUUCCGGCUUGAACUAGAUUCACUAGAACAAGCCAUUUCAAUUGCGGAGCAGGAAGACUUCAGUCUGAGACAGGCUCGCGCCAGCUCGACAUCAUAUCGUCAACCGAGACGAUAUGACAACGGAGGUCCAGAGCCGAUGGAACUCUGUUAUGUAGAGAGCGAGAAGGCUCGCUCUACAGGCUACAAGAAGUUGCAGAGAUGCAACAGAUGUCAAAAGACAGGACACUACGCUUACGAGUGUAGUGCCCCUCGUCCAGUGUCUCGCGACACUGGGCGUAGUGACCGUCCACCCAUGAGAAAGGGGCAGGGACGAGGGUCCGCAGUUGGUGCAAAGACGCAACAACGGGAUGGACCGUCAAAAAACGGACAGGAUCAGUAG